AUGGCCUGCUGUCGUCCGGCGGCCAACUUGGACGAAAGCAGCAGCGCUGUUGUUGCCAUUCACAGCGUAAGCGUUCUUUCCGAGUCUUCGGAAUUCAUUCGUUCCGCCUGCGUUGGAGAUGGUGAUCUCCCGAACUCUCUGAGCCCAGUGCUGUGUGCUGACUGCCGGCUCCCUGGAGUUCCUGGGGAAGUCAGCAUCGGGUCGCAACCGCAGCUUCUCACCAGCUGCUCAGUUAGUCGUCUUUUCUGCAGGGAAGACAAAAAAGCACGGUGCCUUCGUUCUCCACGUGGCGGCUUAGAGGUCGAAUCCGCGCCGGAAUUGACGACGUCCACGCAGUUUUUCACCACCCGACCCGUUCGUCGGCAAAUGGAGGAUAGAAUUGGUCGUGAUGACUUAGUGCACCAGCCGUUGCUAGGUAACAUUCGUGCAAAUAUACUGAAAUCCAGCAUUCCUGAUUUGAAUAAAAAUGAAGCUGGGGAUAACGGCGAUGAUUUCGUUCCCAUGGGUGACAAGGGUAUCCGGGAAUUUUGUGCAAAAGUUAUGCGAGCUAGAGAACAUCAUGAGAAAAGGAAGAAAGCUGACGCCAUGGCGGAGGGGAGUUGCGGCGAAGGAUCCGUGGUAGAUCACCAUGAACAGGGUGCCUCAGAGGCCCAUGUUUCUCGCGUUUGCUUCCCCCAUUUCGAGGAAAAGGAGGAGGCGGGUGAGAGGUGGAGACGCAUGGGAAAGAAUACGAAUGUGGCCCAUUCCCCGUGUAAAGUAAGAAGAGUUGUUUUUGAACAAGACACUCUUUCUGGCUGGAAAAGCAGCGGGGCCGUCGAGCCCAGUUCGGAGGCUGGCUGCGGUGCAUUCACUGGGAGGGACGAGGCAAGGGUGCGAGGCGGCGCCAAGCAUAACGGCUUUCGAGAGCCGCAGAAGGAGGACCUUGCUGGAAGAGAGGGCAUUUUGUGCUUCCUUGAAGCUGGUGCGGCGGAGAACGCCGAGUACACUGAGAAUGAUGUGCCCCGUUUGGGUUCUGUCAGUGGCUUCUAUGCAUUGGAAGGAAGUAUGCUGCGACAAGUUAGGCGUGCACGCCAAAUACCUUUAGUUGUCUCCGCCCCGCAUCGCGUCCCUGUUAAAGUGACAACGCCACCUCGCGGUGUCACUACUAACAAGAGCCGCAUCGCCCAUUGCUGCGUAAAAGCCGGCACCGGUGCGGCAGAAGUUGUGCUUGCCAGGGACUGUGCGUUGAAGCAGCCGAGCGAAGACCAAUCCUCUCUGCAGUCUCUCAGUAGCCGUCGAAUACAUGACGACGUCUCGGAGGCUGAGGCGAAACUUUGGGGAAAGAAGAUGCUGGGUCCUUUUACAGUAGCGACAGAGGCAAGGAAACCCUUCCCGCCGAUUGGAGCCUUGCCUUCCAGAGUCGAGCUGGCGAACUUGCCACCUCUUGGAAGCGGCCCCACUGCCGCCCAGGGUGGUAUGCCCUUGGGGGAUGUUUUGAAUGAUUUGUCUAUCUCCUCUCGGUUGCAUUCUGGUUCUAGUGGCGCCUCUUGCAGCGGAAUGCAGGUAACAGAGCAAAUACCACCAUCGCUGCCACCACGACUAGGAUUGGUAGUUAAUUCCUUUUCUUCGCCGCUCGCACCAGCGAAUAAAAAAGAGGUGGGGAAUUCAUCUCGCAAUUCUUUGACCCCGCAGUCAAACAGUUUAUUUCAGCCAGUCCAUCUCUGUCCCAGAAAGCUCCCGCCAUUAUCUCCCAAGGCAGCAAUUUAG
Trypanosoma conorhini is the source of this 1746-nucleotide messenger RNA. RefSeq lists its product as uncharacterized. The transcript has a single exon. The record is from RefSeq and is a predicted model, not a curated record. NCBI's taxonomy places the organism in Eukaryota, Euglenozoa, Kinetoplastea, Trypanosomatida, Trypanosomatidae. The coding region runs from base 1 to 1746 and encodes 581 amino acids.